Messenger RNA from Haliotis rubra (blacklip abalone), 802 nucleotides. RefSeq lists its product as uncharacterized. The transcript is spliced from 6 exons. Bases 53 to 802 code for a protein of 249 amino acids. Lineage: Eukaryota; Metazoa; Mollusca; Gastropoda; Lepetellida; Haliotidae. The record is from RefSeq and is a predicted model, not a curated record.
UUAACGCCAAUAGCAUGAAGCAAGUGGUUGAGAAUGUAACUCAAAGGUCUGGAUGAUGGGAUCCCUGUCGGCUGUGUGCGGUGUUCUUUCAGUUUUUCUGCUGCAGUGUAUCUCGACUCAAGCCGAUGCACACAACAACACAGUCAAUGACACAUCGUUUGAGUGUCCGUUGGAUGUGCCAGCUGGGUACAAGAUGUGGGGAAGUUUGAAGUACAAGAAGUCAGUGUAUUUCUCCUGCCUAGGAUGCAAUGGACAAGACACCUGGGGAAACUCAGAAUGCAAACAUGACGGCACCCGGGAUGAAAUUACAUUACCAAACUGUUCAGUGUCCUGUCUGAACAGUCACAAGUCGUGUCCAGCAGGUUGGUUCACGAACUGUCUGUUCUACCCCCAUGUGGACUGGACGAGAUGUGGCCGGUCGUGUGAUACGCCAGCCCUCUGUCACAGAGAAUCUGGAGAGUCGGACUGCCAAUGUGGUUGGUAUGCCAUGAAAGGACGAUGUGAAACGGACGCCAACAUCAGGGAAAUUGUCUGCCCUUACACCUGCUCCCUCAGAACCAAUAUAACCUGUGGCGAUCCGAAUCUUCUCUACUCUCAUGCAGUAGCUUCCAUCCAGACACCCCACUGGAUGGACACCAUGUCCUUCAUAUGCGAGCCAGGCUAUAUGAACAUGGGCAGCAAAGGAUGGGUGGGCUGUACCAUUGAGGGAACGUUUCUUUCGCGGUAUAGUGUCAAUGUGCCUCACUGUGUCCAUCAUAGCGGUGAAGCCUUUGGAAAACAGUCGCAGGCAAUACAAGAUUGA